Messenger RNA from Papilio polytes (common Mormon), 934 nucleotides. RefSeq lists its product as uncharacterized. NCBI's taxonomy places the organism in Eukaryota, Metazoa, Arthropoda, Insecta, Lepidoptera, Papilionidae. Bases 67 to 786 code for a protein of 239 amino acids. The transcript has 5 exons. The record is from RefSeq and is a predicted model, not a curated record.
UUCGACCCAAGUUAUGCCAGUGUAUAUUUCAUUUUCGUAUCAAAAGGUCCUUUAAAAUUAAUUAUAAUGAAGACAUUUUUAUUUGCUUUUCUAACAUUCUUAUUAACGGGAGCUAACGGUGCUGUGGCGCCAUUUAUAAAGCCAUGCACGCUUACUGAUAGUAAAUGCCUAACAUCCAGUGCUACGGCAGCGGUACCUUUUAUUGCACCGGGCGUACCAGCCCUUGGCAUCCCUUCUAGUGACCCAUUGCACAUAAAGAAAACGAAUUCCGACCAGGGUGACAUGAAACUUACCUUCAACGAUCUAAAUAUAUAUGGAUUGAGUCAGUGUGUGUUCAAGACUGUAGAAAUUGAUGAUGCGAAAUCAAAUUUACAUAUAGACUUAGAAUGUCCUCUUUAUGCUAACGGUACCUAUAAAUUGGGCGGGAAGAUCCUCAUUAUCCCCGCCGAAGGAGAAGGAAACUUUGAAAUAAAAACAGAUAAAGUUGGGUUUACUAUCGAUGUUAAAUAUAAAACAAUCACAGAUGACAAAGGAGACAAGCAUUGGAAGAUCACAGGCUACGAUUACAAAUAUGAUCUAAUCAACAAAGUGUAUUUUAUGCUUCAUAAUCUAUUCGGUGGUGAUGCUACCAGAGCCAAGCCUGUUCUGGAUCUGAUCGAUCACAGCUGGAAAGAGUUAAUAACAGAAUUAGGAGCACCUAUCAUCAAAGACAUUGUUAAAGACGCUGUUGGCCGUGUGAAGAAAUUCUUCUUGGCAGUACCUCUUUCGGAGCUCGCGCAAUUAUGAUUUUAUAAAGAACUAGCGUUCGCACCUAGAGCAUUAACGGAUAAAUAAUAAAACACUAAUAACAUCCAACUGCACUUGAAAGUUAGACAAAAUUAUACGUUAUUAAUAAAUUUAUGUAAUCAAAAUAAUUAAUUCAGAUUUACUACAA